CAAAGGGAUCCACGGUUCUUCACUUCUUAGAGGGUGUUAGAGUUUUCUCUCUCGAAUUGUCUGGAGAUAACUCUUUUUCAAAGACUUUUUACAAGCGGAAGUUCACGGCAUUCUUAAAAUAAGAUCUUGGAAAGCGCCUGAAUCCGUUUGGAAUCAUCGUUGAGAAUGUGGAUGUGGAGAAAGGAUCAUUGACAGAUUGAAGAUAAGUGUGAAUCUUUGAGUUCAACGGCAACAAAAAGCAGAUAAGUUCUCUUACAUUACUUUUUUUUAUCAAACUCCAAAAAGAUCAUAGGCAGACACUAAUCUAAUAGUGUUCUAGCCAGAUUCUUAUUUUGGGGACAUUGUCCCGAGUCCCUGUUGCGUGAAAGCUAGCUUAGUCCCAAUACAAAAUCUAAAUCUAUCUCCCUAGAAACUGUUGGUUGGUUGGUAGUGCAAAGAGAUGUUUGGCGGGGGAUGGAUUGAGAGUAACACCUACUUUAGUACCCACGGCUUUUUACAAAACAACCAUCGGCUUACAAAGUCUUUUAAGACAAAAGGCUAUGAAUUGGUUAUGAGCUUGUUGGAUGGAUAUAACGACCACAAGUGAUGAAAACUACUUGUCCCGAGUCCCGUUGCGUGAAACUGUUGGAUGGAUAUAACGACCACAAGUGCUGAAAAAUAAUUGUCCCGAGUCCCGUUGCGUGAAAUAACGAACAAAGUUAUGAAAAGUAGUAAACCCACGGCUUUAUUAAUAUUGGAAUGCACGGUUUGAGAGAAGUCUUCAGACAAAGACUACUUUAAAUCUAAACCAUGUCCAUUGCUUAACCACAACUCAAUGAAGCAAAGGAUGUUUGAGGGUGUAAAGUGUGAGAAAAUUUAGUACCCACGGCUUAAAAAACAAGUCUUUAGACAGAGACUCUGAUUGUAAGAAAGUCUUUAGACAGAGACUGUAUUCAUUACAUUAGUACCCACGGCUUGCAAGAAAGUCUUUUGACAAAGACUGUGAACUUCAUCGCAUUUGUACCCACGGCAUGCAAAAAAAAUCAUUUGACAAAAACUGUGAUUGAGAACGUCCUCAUCACAUUUAUACCCAUGGCUUGCAAAAAAAAAGUCUUUAGAUAGAGACUGAUGAAAAUGUAUUCAUCACAUUAGUACCCACGGCUUAGAAAGUACCCACGGCUUAGUAAAUACCAACGCCUUUGCAAAAGAAGUUUAAGACAGGCUAUGAGAUCGUCCCAAUUGCUCUAAAAACUAUUGGUUCGUAGUGCAUGUCUAUGCGAGAGAUGUUUGGGGAUGGUAAGUAAAACUUACUUUCGUACCCACGGCUUUACAAAAUGUCUUUAGACAGAACAUGACUAUGUCUAAGGCUAUGAGAUCGUUGAAAAAAUUCCUUAACACAAAGGCUAUGAAUUGGUUUAAAAUAACGAUCACAAGUUCUGAAAAGUAAGUAAACCCACGGCUUUAUCAAUAUUGGUAUGUACGGUUUGAAAGAAGUCUUCAGACAAAGACUACUUUAAAUCUAAACCAGGUCCAUUGCCUAACCACAGCUCUAUGAAGCAAAGGAUGUUUGAGGGUGCAAAGUGUGACACAAUUUAGUAUCAACGGCUUAAAAAACAAGUCUUGAUUGUAAGAAAGUCUUUAGUACCCACGGCUUUUUACAAAACAACCAUCGGCUUAAAAUAGUCUUAAGACAUAAAAUGACUAUGGUUAUGGCUAUGACUAUGAAAUUGAUGGAUGGAUAAAGAACCAUCGGCUUGCAAAAUGUCUUUAAGACAAAAGGCUAAGCCUUAAGAAAAAGACUAUAUAUAACCUUAUUUUACACUUACAGGGUAACUAUGAGGCAUUUUGCGUCAACUAAAGACUAAUUAGAUUUAUGAUUUCCUCAGGUUUUGUAUGUGCUUCAGAAGACUCAGAGACGAUUUCAAGUGUAUCAGAUUUCUUUGACAGGUAUUGUUCAUAUCCUCAUUGACGCUUGUUCAGACAAGAAGGUUAAGAAGCACUCUUUGUGACUUCGUGGAUGGAACUUCUUCUUGCAGCAAAGCAAUCCGGAUCCAACACAUACGUCUCUCUGAUGCCAACAAGGUUUCGAUCCAUUAAGAAAUAUAGAAAGUCAGUUUUGGUUAUUUCUUAAAUCAUGGUGGAGCCUUGCGAGACAUGUAACAACAACGGUGAAGCAUAUCAGAUGGUUAGUUAUCAAAACCAUCACAACUCCAGGAUACCAUCAUCAUUGCUAGAAUUGAGAGUGUUCUACGUCAGAAUCAGCAACUUGAAGGUGGAUGAAUCCACACCUGAGGUCCUCACAAUCACUCACAUCCCUCUUGAUCCUGAUACACUUGUCGAGAUCAACGGUGUCAGAACGAGCAUCGUUUCCUCUCAGCUAAGGAGAGAUCGUGUUGAUAAGAACUCAGAAGCAGCUACUUUCAUCAGCACAGACAACAUCAGGCUAUCUGGUAAUGUGAAGUUGGAGGUAUACGACAAAGAUGAGCUUGUUUUGUCUGGAACGUUAGAGAUGUCUGGUGGUGGUAGUAAUAGCGUGAAGCAGCGGUGGGGAAUGAACUGUGAAGCUACAGGGUAUGGUUUCUUGAAGGAGUUGUCUUCUCCGUUGCCAAUUGUUGAAGUAGUAUAUGUCACUGGUUGCUUCUCAGGAACACCCAUUAUUUUGACAAAGACGCUACAGCUUGGUUCCAGAAAGAAGAAGAGUAGAAGGACUGGAUUAGAUUCGAUUCCGGAGUACGAAGCUGGUGAGCCACGGAAAGAUUUUGAGGUAACAGAAUACGGAAGCUAUAAAGAAGAAUAUGAUGAUAUGUAUUUGGGAAGAGAGUACGAAGAUGGAGAGAUGUCAUGGUUCAAUGCGGGUGUGAGGGUUGGUGUAGGAAUUGGGCUUGGAGUAUGUGUAGGACUCGGCAUUGGAGUUGGACUUCUGGUUCGAACCUAUCAAUCAACCACCAGAAACUUCAGAGCAAGGCUUUUCUAGUUUCAACUCAAAUUUGCCUCAAGCUUCUUUGUUUUCUCUAACUCCACUCAAUCACCAAUCUCUUUUGACUGCUAUAUAGCUAAUACUGGUGUGUAGUAAUAGACUUUCUUCAAGUGUUUUUCUCUUCUCUGUGUGCCUUCAAUUUUUGAAAGAUUGUUCUCUUCUUGUGUUUGUUGAGAUUCAGAAAGAAACAAAGCUUAUGACUGCCUAUAUUAGUAUCUGUAAGAUUUCUUGGAUUGACUUAGAAGACUGUAAGAGUUACUUAUAGUAUGGUCCCUUUGAGAUAAAUAUAUAAACAAAACAAAGAUGAUUUUGGAUCCAGGGGUUUAGAUUUAUGUAUUUUUUCAGGUAAUUGUACAACAAACAUACAUCAGUAAAAAGACCACAACAAACGUCUUCACAUAUACCAUUCAUAUCCUCCACAAAUGUUCACUAGUCCUCUUCGCUAACAACUGUUACAACUAACUUCAUUGCACUACUGUAAAAGCUGAUGCACCACAAUCACCAAUCUUGCCUUUCAUCAUCUCAGACCCUCUAUGUUUUGCUAUUCAAUGCUUCCUAUAUCUUGAUGAAAUUCUUCUCCGAAGUUGUAUGAUCAGCUGUAGUUCUUGCUGAUCAUCUGAUUCUAAAACACCCAACAACUCUGAAACUGAUUCGAACUACCACUAUCAGUAUCUUGAAGUCACAGGAACCGUGGCCAGACGAGAAUCCACAUAUAGCUUUAGACCAUCAAGAGAGUUGUUGUGAAACUACUGUGAUGACAGAUGAGUAACAAAACCGACAUUGAGACAACACUUACUUUUACCAAAAGCCUACAUUUACUACUUGAUUA
Messenger RNA from Brassica rapa (field mustard), 3785 nucleotides. RefSeq lists its product as uncharacterized. NCBI's taxonomy places the organism in Eukaryota, Viridiplantae, Streptophyta, Magnoliopsida, Brassicales, Brassicaceae. Gene Ontology annotation, molecular function: phosphoglycerate dehydrogenase activity. The record is from RefSeq and is a predicted model, not a curated record.